AGAAAACACCAUGAUUGGUGUAUCAGUGGCGUAUCUAGCCGUCGCAUGGAUUGCUUUCUCUCUACGAACUAUAGUCAAGGGACGCAUCAUGCGAUCUUUUGGUCUAGAUGAUUGGCUUAUGGUUGUUACGAUGGUGUGUACUGCGACAACGAUUGGGUCGAAGAAUCAUUGUACUCACGACCCUACANNGCUUAUAUUUACAGUCGACAGUAGUCUUCUCAUUGCUGUUGGGCGAGGUCUAAAGGAUGUUGAGGUUGCGUCGAUAUAUGUGACGGCAUCUCUUGCGAUUACCUUCAACCGCAUUUUACUCGAAAAGUGGCAACGUCGAACGGUGCAAGUGACUGUAGGUAUACACACUGUAUUCGGCCUUGCGACCUUUUUCAUCAUCAUUUUCCGCUGCGGUAACCCUACGGACUUUUUUGCUCGCUACCACCACUCCAUGUGUAUCAGCUGGGACACAAUGCAAGGCGUGCAAUACACGAACAGCGUCAUCAACACAAUCGCGGAUUGGAUACUCACUCUCCUUCCUAUCUUUGCCCUUCGGAACAUGAAGAUGAAUCACCAAGCCAAGGUCUCUGCAGGCUUCAUCCUGGUGCUGGGGUGUGUGAGCAGUAUUAUGUCUAUGCCCCGGUUUGGCUUCAUUCAUGGACUCGGAGCCUCGGAACAGCAAGCAUGGGCAAUGGCAUACCCGGUAGCUAUUCUCGGUGUCACUGAAGUCGGCACUGGUGUUACUGCCGCUUGUCUGCUUACCCUACGUCCUCUGAUCAGAAGUCUGCGUGAGCGCAGUGAGCAUUCUCGUUCCUCAAACAUCUACAAGCUGGAUGAUAUGGAAGAGGCAGAGGUGGGAGAAGCUAAGGCGAUCAGUUUGAAGUCUGUGUCUGCGACUUCGGUUGUAGCCUCCAGCAAAGACUCGGUGCAUAAAGUCAAGUCUAUUCCCGCGAUGGUCGUCGUUGCAGCUAGAGAGGCAGAUACCACAUCUCAAGCCUUGUCGGUCGACACAUCACAACUCCGCAGACGUUCGUCCUGCAAACCUAUGGAUGAGAUGACACUUCACGAAGACACGAUUUCGAUCGACGAACCCAUCUCCGAACAAUCCGAUGAAGACCAAUCACAGUCCGACGAAGAGCAACCACAAGCACCACCUCUUGUGCAUCGCAUGACUGAAGACUCUGAUGUCAGGCCUUGGAAAGAACCCACCAUCGAGACAGUAAAAACACCAAAAGAUAAAAAGAGAAUGACUUGGACGGAUAUGCACGCGCAAUGGAGCGGAGCACAUACAGCCAGAACUGCCUGCCACGGCCCCGUACAACAAAAGGAAGCAACUAAGCCUAAGAGAAUUAGCAUUAAAAGGGUCUCAAGGAUAUUGGCGGAGUGGAGUUGGGAUAAAGCA
Aureobasidium musti is the source of this 1390-nucleotide messenger RNA. Lineage: Eukaryota; Fungi; Ascomycota; Dothideomycetes; Dothideales; Saccotheciaceae. The record is from the annotation of a GenBank genome assembly.